Messenger RNA from Orbicella faveolata, 2041 nucleotides. RefSeq names its product solute carrier family 22 member 15-like. The record is from RefSeq and is a predicted model, not a curated record. Gene Ontology annotation, cellular component: membrane. Gene Ontology annotation, molecular function: transmembrane transporter activity. Gene Ontology annotation, biological process: transmembrane transport. Lineage: Eukaryota; Metazoa; Cnidaria; Anthozoa; Scleractinia; Merulinidae.
AAAACUGUGUUCAGCCACCUUAAAAUCUUGGUAUAAUUAAAUUUCUCGUCCAGUGGCCCGAGAUAGGUAUCAAAAUACAGGUAUCGAGUACAUGAAGUACUUCAGCUUUGCUCUGUCGGCGGUCAUACAAAUGAAUAUGAUAUCGUGAUAUCGUAUGUGAAUCUCAUCAAAAAGAUUGGAUAACACAACGUCAUAAAGAGCGGUGUGUUUCUGCUUCUUACUAAAGGUAUGGGGAGUUCUCUUAACCUGGCUUCAUAAAAGGCUUCGGAGUUUUCGAGUCAACAGACGCCAUGUCCUCAGUUCUCUGUUCUCCCACAAUGUUGGUCACAAAGUUAACACCUGCUCACCCCCUGGAUAAUUUACUGAUUCUGGUCUCGUAUACAUAAAUGGAACUAAGCACUGAUGAGCUGUUAGAGAGCAUUGGCAGCUUUGGCCGCUACCAAAUUCUGCUCAACGUAUUUUGCAACCUGGCUUAUAUGUUCUGGUGGGGCAUACCUGUGAUGGUCAUGGUGUUUAUUGCAUCGGAUCCAGGCUGGAAAUGUAAAAAUAACGCCACAUGUCCCUUUACGGAGACUAUAAGACUCGGAGAUGAUAACUACUCCUACAGAUGUGAUAUUCCCAGAAAAGAUUGGGAAUUUGGAAAUGAUUUCACGUCAGUCGUCACCGAGUUUGAACUGGUGUGCAAACGUGGUUCAUUUGGAUUUAUCUCAACCUCUGUGAUCUUCUUGGGAUUUUUUAUUGGUAGCAUUUUUGUGAGUAGCAUAUCUGACAAGUUUGGUAGGAAGUACCCGCUGUUCAUCUGUGGUUUUCUUUGCUGCGCUUUUAACUUCGCUUCAGCCUUUGCUCCAUCGUUCUGGGUGUUUGCCCUCUGUCGUGGUAUCACUGGAUUCAUGAUUGGUGCUUUCAGUAUUCCGGUAUUCGUGUUAGCAACUGAGUUUUCUGGAAUUCGCCAUAGAAGCACUGCCGGAUCUCUGAUUUGGCUCGGUUUUGUGGCGGCCAUCGUGAGUUUAGCAGGAAUGGCAUACUUCAUCAGAGAUUGGAGAAAAUUAACAGUGUUAUCUGGAGCUCCAGGGAUUUUAUUGGUGCCUUGUUGGUUGUCCACCCCAGAGUCUUUUCGAUGGUAUUUAAAGAAAGGUCGGGUGAUCGAAGCUAGGAAAGUGUUAUGCAAUGUCGCCAAGGUAAAUGGCAAAAAGAUGCCGGACGUAAUACUGAAAUUACCCAAUGAUGAGAAGAAAGAAAGACUUGGGGAUUUUCGUGACUUGUUUUCGUCAGCGAAAAUGACUCAUAAGACGCUUGCUUCCUGGCUUAUGUGGUUCACUGCUUCUUUCAUCUCCUGGGGUAUAUCAUUCAGCGCACCAUUCCUUGGAGGGAACGUUUACCUCAAUAUUUCGAUUUCUGCUCUUGCCACAUUGCCUGCAUAUCCUAUUUCGGCCGGUUUGACACUGAAGAUUGGUCGAAGAAAAAUGGUGUCGGCGUCGUUUCUUGGGGGCGCUGUGGGAACUGUUGGUGCGCUUCUUCUGUCAGAUCUGGCUGAGAAUGACAAAGGUUACUUGGCUGCAAAAAUCUUCAUGUAUAUGUUCGUGGCUAAGUUAAGUGGAGAUAUUGCCUUUACAUUGGUGUACAUUUACUCUGCAGAACUGUUUCCAACAACAGUAAGAACUGUUGCGAUGGGGACAUCAAGUGCGGCUGCCCGAACUAGUGCAUUUGCUUCUGUCUAUGCCCCUCUCUUGCUCACUGUUAAUCGUUACCUGCCAUUUGGGAUUAUGGGCGGCUUAUCGCUAGUUACAGCGAUUGUGUGCAUGACAUUACCAGAAACUCGCAACGAGCCCACGAUAGAAGAUUUGCAUCCAGGAGAUGGAACUGAAAAUGACGACGAAAAUGGAGAUGAAUAUUCCGCUCUUGUUAAUGAAACGAGAAAUUCAAACGCGUAAGCCUCGGUCUGUACGUUUUUUGACCCGCUUACCAAAUAUUGAAGACCAAAAAUUUUUUACUGUUUUUUAUUUCAAUUUGUCAUACAAUAAACCUAACUUUUUUUACUUAA